AUGGAGUCAUGCUUUCCAAUUCUUCUACGCAGCUUGUGCUUCAUGUCCCUGGUGUUGCAGAUAAGCUAUGCAUCGGACUCCAUUUCAGCUGGCCAGAACAUCACAGAUGGCCAAACGAUAGUCUCUCCUGGCGGGAACUUCGAGCUAGGAUUCUUCAGCCCCGGCAGCUCCAAGAACCGGUACGUGGGCGUAUGGUACAAGAAGCUAUCGGCCGGGAGGGUGAUUUGGGUCGCAAACCGAGAGAAUCCCCUGAAUGAUUCUUCAGGAGUCCUAAAGCUCACUCCUCAGGGUGUACUCACUCUCCUGAACCACAACAAUGGGGUCGUUUGGUCCUCCAACGUGUCAAGAUCUGCCCAGAAUCCGAUUGCGCAGCUUUUGGAUUCCGCCAAUUUCGUCAUAAAAGAAGGAAACGACAAUGACUUGGGUGAUGCAAUUUGGCAGAGUUUUGAUCACCCUUGUGAUUCGUUUCUGGCUGGCAUGAAGUUUGGUAUAGAUCGAGCAAAAGGUCUGGACCGGUACCUGACCUCGUGGAAAAGCGUGGACGACCCUUCACUUGGUGAUUUCACAUAUAGGCUCGAUUCUUCGGGAUAUCCGCAGCUGAUCGUGAGAAACAGAUCGGUAGUGCAGUUCAGGUCAGGACCUUGGAACGGCCUUCGGUUUAGCGGGUUCCCUCAGUUGAGCCUGAAUCCUGUUUAUAGCUUUGGCUUCGUCUUCAACCAAAACGAAAUUUACUAUUACUUCAAUAUUCUGAACAGUUCCGUCCCAUCGAUGCUCGUUUUAAACGAGAAUGGGAUUGCUCAGCACUUCAGUUGGGUAGAUCGGACACACGAUUGGAUACUGUAUUCGUCUGCUCAAACGGACGACUGUGACACUUAUGCAUUAUGCGGAGGGAAUGGGAACUGUGACAUUGCUAGCUCUCCAAAAUGCGUGUGCUUAACAGGCUUCAUGCCCAAAUACCCGAGCGCCUGGGAAUUCGGGGAUUGGUCAAACGGUUGUGUCCGGAGGACGGAACUGGAUUGCCUGGGAGGAGACAAGUUUCUGAAGUACACCGAAGUGAAGUUGCCCGACACCAGGCAAUCGUGGUUCAACGUGAGUAUGAACCUUCAAGAAUGCGAGCAGACAUGCUUGAGGAACUGCUCGUGCACGGCUUAUUCAAACUUGGAUAUUAGAGGGCAAGGAAGCGGAUGCUUGCUUUGGUUCGGUGACCUGAUGGAUAUUAGACAGUUCAAUGAGAACGGCCAGGAUAUUUACGUAAGGAUGGCCGCAUCAGAAGUCGGACAAAUCUUUAGAUGCUGCCAUCAAAACCAUGGUGAAGAUCUAGACUUACCUAUGUUCGACCUGACAACCAUAGUGAACGCUACGAAUAACUUCUCUGAAGACAACAAACUCGGAGAGGGAGGUUUUGGAGCUGUCUAUAAGGGUGUUCUGAGGAAUGGCCAAGAAAUUGCUGUGAAGAGGCUGUCGGAAAACUCUAGGCAGGGACAGGAUGAGUUCAAAAACGAAGUCGUCUACAUCGCCAAACUUCAACACCGAAACCUCGUCAAGAUUCUGGGAUGCUGCGUUCAAGUAGAUGAAAUGAUGUUGAUCUAUGAGUUCUUGCCCAACCGGAGCUUGGAUUGUUUCAUUUUUGAUCAAGAGAAGGGUGUUUUACUGGAUUGGCCUAGGCGCUUCUCUAUCAUCAACGGCAUAGCCUCAGGGCUCCUAUACCUUCACCGAGACUCAAGAUUAAGAAUAAUUCAUCGAGAUCUGAAAGCUGAAAACAUCCUGCUCGACAACGAAAUGAAUCCAAAGAUAUCAGACUUUGGUUUGGCGAGGAGUUUCGGAGGUAAUGAUAGCGAAGCGAAUACAAAGAGAGUGGUGGGAACGUACGGUUACAUAUCACCAGAGUAUGCUAUCCAUGGGUUAUAUUCGAUAAAAUCGGAUGUAUUCAGUUUUGGUGUCGUAGUGCUGGAAAUCGUGAGUGGGCAAAGAAAUCGAGGCUUUAAUCAUCCUGACAACCAUUUAAGCCUUCUCGGAUUUGCCUGGACACUGUUCAGAGAUCGAAAGCCUAUGAAGCUGGUUGAUCCAUCGAUCACAUCCACAUUCAAUCCUGCGGAAGUUUUACGAUCGAUCCAUAUGGCUCUGUUGUGCGUCCAACAAAAUUCGAGAGAUAGGCCGGAGAUGUCGUCCGUGGUUAUGAUGCUGGGCAGUGAGAGCGCAUUGCCUCAUCCUAAACAGCCCGGUUUUUUCAGCGAGGAGUCCGUAUCGGAAGCCAGUUCUUCAAGCGGUGGCAAGCACCAACAAUAUUCAGCCAACGAAAUGACUAUUUCAGAUGUACAGCCUCAGUGA
Messenger RNA from Eucalyptus grandis, 2328 nucleotides. Its product is annotated as G-type lectin S-receptor-like serine/threonine-protein kinase At4g27290. Lineage: Eukaryota; Viridiplantae; Streptophyta; Magnoliopsida; Myrtales; Myrtaceae. The transcript is spliced from 6 exons. The coding region runs from base 1 to 2328 and encodes 775 amino acids. Gene Ontology annotation, molecular function: ATP binding; protein serine/threonine kinase activity. The record is from RefSeq and is a predicted model, not a curated record. Gene Ontology annotation, biological process: recognition of pollen; protein phosphorylation.